Echinops telfairi (small Madagascar hedgehog) is the source of this 3629-nucleotide messenger RNA. RefSeq names its product RNA exonuclease 1 homolog (gene REXO1). Gene Ontology annotation, molecular function: exonuclease activity; nucleic acid binding. The record is from RefSeq and is a predicted model, not a curated record. The transcript has 14 exons. NCBI's taxonomy places the organism in Eukaryota, Metazoa, Chordata, Mammalia, Afrosoricida, Tenrecidae. The annotation marks the transcript as partial. Gene Ontology annotation, cellular component: nucleus.
CCCCCGGCUGCGUGUCCCGACCCGCGACGUCGGCUUCGCGGGCGCAGGCGUUUCUGAUCAGGCGCGCUGCAGACAGCCCCUCCCGGAGUCCCUUGCGGCGGCGUCCUGGGGGCCUCCAGGGGCCUCGGAGCAAGAUGGCGGCGGUGGGCUCCGUGAGGCACGGGCGGCGGCGACCGCGACUCCAGUGAGGGGCCCGGGGGCCCGGGCGGCUCCGGCCGGGGCCCCGCCUGGGACGGACCAUGCUACGCUCCACUGGCUUCUUCCGGUCCAUCGACUGCCCCUAUUUGGCUGGGGCGCCCGGGGGUCCCUGCCGGCGACCCUACUGCCACUUCCGGUGCCCGGGGAGGGGGCCGUCUUCACCAGGUGGGUCCUCCCCAUCCCAGGGAGCAGUGCGGUGGGCUGGGCUGAGGGCCCCUGAGUCACGGUGGGAGCAAGGCCAUCUGUCGUUGUCAUCUCCGUCGGCAGCCAUGUCCAGGCUGGGCUACGAUCCCUACAACCCCGAGCUGCCCCAGCCUCCGCCUCCGCCACCGGCAGCGCAGCGAGAGAAUGGCGCGCUGGGCGGCGGGGAUGAGCGCUCCGACAUGCUGGAGCUGGAGCUGGUCAACCAGGCCAUCGAGGCCGUGCGCACCGAGGUGGAGCUGGAGCAGCGGCGCUACCAGCAGCUCCUGGGCUCCGCCAGAGCGGGCACCGCCGCGGAGGCCUCCGCCCUGGCACCCCGCCGACCCGCCACGCCUGCCGCCGAGCUGGGUGAUGAGGAUGCCUUCCCGCUCUCCUUCGACUACCACCCGGGUGGACGCAGCCCACUGAGCCCUGACGCUGGCUACCAGCCCACUCCGCUGGCCACCCCUGCCGAGCCCGGCGGCAAGUAUGCCCUCGGGAGGAGCCCCCCGGGCCGUGGCGGAGCCCUGGAGUAUGUGCCCAAGGCUGUGGGCCAGCCCCGCAGGCAUGGCCGCCCGGGCCCCAGCAGCAAGUACGUGGUGGACAACUCCAGGCCAACCACAGACCUGGAGUAUGACCCGCUGUCCAACUACUCGGCCCGCCUGCUGAGCCGAGGUGGCUCCAGGGAGGAGCGCCCCUCCAAGCGGGCACGGGGCCCCCCUGGCCGAGAGCCCUACGCGCCGCCGGCACCCAAGAAGUACCGCGAUCCCUUCGGUGGCUGCGAUGCACGCUUCUCAGACUCGGAAGAUGACGCUGCGGCGGCUUCGGGGCCAGGACCCACCCCUGCCAGCCCCCCUCGGGCUAAGGUGGGCCCCAAGAACCAAGCUCCUGGGAAGCCACCUUGCAGGCCAGGCCUGGAGCCUGAGGGGGGCCUUCGGUUGACCAAGGAGAUGGCGGUGCAGUGCGAUGUGGGCGACCUCGGGCAGCCCCCCCAGGGCCAGAGCAGAAGGCCCCUGGUCACACCCAGUACUCCGUCCCCCGCCGCACAAGAGCGGGGGGCCACCAAGGAGGCAAAGUCCAAGAAGAAGAGACGCCCAGAGUCACGGCCCACCAGCCACAAGGACAGUGUCCAGAAGAAGGAUAAGAACAGGGACAAGGAUAGGGACAGGGACAGAGGGAAGUCGGUUGAGAAGAGAGGCCCCCGGGGCCAGGCGGAGCGGCCAGACGGGACCAAGAAGAAGCCGUCCUCCGCCACGGCAACAGCCCCCACUUCAGCCAGCUCAGGGAAAGGGAGGCCUGAGCGGCCCCCGGAGCCCCGGCCAGCCCGCACCAAGCGGGGGAGACCUGCCCCCUCGGGGAAGCUGGCAGCGCGCAAGGCCCACUCGCUGGACGAGGGCGGCGCCCGGGACACCCCCAAGCUGAAGCGGCGUGCCCUGAGCCACGCCGAUCUCUUUGGGGAUGAGAGUGCGGAUGAGGACCCGGGGACCCCACGAGCCUGGCCCCCUGCCCUGCCCAGCCUCAGCUCCAGCUCCAGCUCCGACUCGGACUGCAGUCUAGGCCCCACGGGGGCGCCCGAGCAGGGCCCACCCAAGCGGCUCAAGGCCUCCCCACCCCGUCCAGCUGCCCUCUCCCCAUCCUCCUCCUCCUCCUCUUCCUCCUCCUCCUCGGGGGAGGACGUGGACUACGCCGCCCUGGAGAAGGAGGUGGGCUUUGACUCGGACCCUAUGGAGGAGUGUCUGCGCAUCUUCAACGAGUCCACCAGCGUGAAGACCGAGGACAAGGGCCGGCUGGCCCGGCAGCCGCCUCCGGAGGAGAAGGCCGAGGAGCGCGGCCCAGCCAGCCUGACCACGCUGUUCCCUGGGCAGAGGAGGAGGAUCUCGCAUCUCGCCAAGCAGGGCAGCGAGGCAGAGCCCCCCAGGAGAGUCCCGGUGGCCCCAGUCCGGCCCCCGACUGCCCAGGAGGCGUGCUACCGGCGUGCCCAGCAGGCCCAGCGGGAGUCAGCCAGCUGGCUGCAGUCGGCCCCCAGGCCUGUCGAGAAGCCCUCCUCCGUGCACCUCUCAGCACCCGGCGAGAAGAGGCGGAUUGCACACGUGCCCAACCCCCGGCUGGCUGCAGCCCCCACAGGUGCCAAACGGAGCCUGGUGGCCAGCAGCAGCCAGCCCACUCACGGCCCCGAGCCCAGCGGGCAGUCCCUGAAGACACGCACCCUGGCAGGCAUGGCCUCCAAGACCACCUCCACGAUCACCCCCAAGAGAGUGGCCCACAGCCCAUCGCUGCAGAGUUUAAAGAAGCCCAUUAUCCCCAAAGAGUUCGGGGCCAAAGUCCCCACGGCCAUCCGGCAGCGCUAUCUCAACCUGUUCAUUGAGGAGUGCCUCAAGUUCUGUCCUUCCAACCAGGAAGCCAUCGAGAAGGCUCUGACGGAGGAGAAGACAGCGUACGACCGUAGCCCCAGCAAGAACAUCUACCUGAACGUGGCUGUGAACACACUCAAGAAGCUGCGGGGCCUGGUGCCCAGCGCCUCGCCCGCGCUCAGCAAAGCCAGUGGCCGGCGGUUGGUGUCCCACGAGGUGGUGCUGGGUGGCAGGCUGGCUGCCAAGACCAGCUUCUCGCUCAGCCGUCCCAGUAGCCCCCGGGUCGGAGAUCUGAAAGGGGCCGCGCUGUACAGCCGCCUCAAGGAGUACCUGCUGACCGAGGAGCAGCUCAAGGAGAACGGCUACCCCUUCCCCCACCCCUCCCGGCCCGGCGGGGCCGUGCUCUUCACCGCAGAGGAGAAAAAGCCCAAGGACGCCUCCUGCAGGAUCUGCUGUCGCUGUGGGGCCGAGUAUCUCGUGUCCGCCUCGGGCCGCUGUGUCCGCGCUGAGGAGUGCUGCUACCACUGGGGGCGGCUCCGGCGACACCGAGUGGCCGGUGGCUGGGAGACUCAAUACACAUGCUGCUCGGCUGCCAUUGGCUCCAUCGGCUGCCAGGUUGCAAAGCAACACGUGCAGGACGGCCGGAAGGAGAACCUGGAAGGGUUCGUGAGGACCUUUGAGAAAGAGCUUCCGGAAGACACUCACCCGGGAGUCUAUGCCCUCGACUGUGAGAUGUCCUACACCACGUACGGCCUGGAGCUGACUCGCGUCACUGUGGUGGACACAGACAUGCAGGUGGUCUACGACACCUUCGUCAAACCAGACAAUGAGAUCGUGGACUACAACACCAGGUGUGUUCCGCCCACCCCCUCUCGCUGCACGCUGCCACCGCAAGGCCCC